Messenger RNA from Fusarium graminearum PH-1, 450 nucleotides. RefSeq lists its product as uncharacterized. The coding region runs from base 1 to 450 and encodes 149 amino acids. The record is from RefSeq and is a predicted model, not a curated record. The transcript is spliced from 3 exons. NCBI's taxonomy places the organism in Eukaryota, Fungi, Ascomycota, Sordariomycetes, Hypocreales, Nectriaceae.
AUGGACGUCGAGUCCUUUCAGAGAAGCCCCAGUUGGGCUUUGGCAACAAUUUGUAGGUAUCGUGCUAUCCUCGCAGCAUCACCAGCUAAUAAUACCUCGCCAGUUUCCGUCUCAUUCGCUUUCUUUAUUCCUUUAGCCACUUACGCAAUCUACUCCAACGAGAUCAGCAACUUGAUCAGAAGUAGAAAGCACAAGGAUAGUGAAGACGUCGAUGAACAACUUGUGAGAAGAGGAACGGGACUCUCUGUUAGGCGGACAUUUAACUCUGCAACUCUUCAACCGGCGGGGUCACCAAGAUACAGUGUGUCAGACGCUAGUGGCAGAGAGUCCUACCAGCUACGAGCGAGGAACACCUAUAAUGGCAAGAACGAAGAUGGUAGUGCAUCAAUUGGAAGCAAACCUCUAAUUAACCUAGAUAAUACUUUAUUUGCUUAUAUAUUUUUAACUUAA